ACAGAUCCACACAGGUCUUUAUUUUUAAGUAUUUUUAUUCUGAGUUAUGUUCUGCUGUCCUCUAUUUCUCUGCUCACUCCAUUUCUCAACCUGCUGGUCAUCAUCUCUAUCUCUCACUUCAAGCAGCUCCACACGCCAACCAACAUCCUCACCCUCUCUCUGGCUGUCUCAGAUUUCUUCGUGGGCCUCCUCAUGUUGUUUCUAGUUAUGUACCUAGACGGCUGCUGGUACCUCGUUGAACAACACAGCAGCUAUCACUCCUGUUUUGGAGAGUGUAUCAUUUUCAUUAACUACAUAGUUGGAUUUGUAGAUCUUUCUAUUUCCUUCAUUGCUCCCAUUACUGUUAUUGUAUUUUUGUAUAUGAGGGUGUUUGUGGUGGCUGUGUCUCAGGCUCGUACCAUGAGGUCUCACACUGCAGCUGUCACACUCCAGAGUUCAGUGAAAGUUAUUGCCAAAAAAUCUGAGCUGAAAGCAGCCAGGACUCUAAGUAUUGUUGUAGUUGUGUUUUUGAUAUGUCUCUGCCCAUAUUACUGUGUUGGUCUUACAGGCCCAGAUAACAUGAUGAAUGCUUCUUCUGCUAUCUUUGUGAUAGGUCUGUAUCAUUUUAAUGCCUGUGUAAACCCUGUGAUCUAUGCAUUGUUUUACCCCUGGUUUAGAAAAUCAGUUAAAUUCAUUGUCACACUUAAGAUACUGCAGCCUGGCUCAUGUGAGACCAACAUGCUGUAG
Molecule: messenger RNA, 726 nt
Organism: Monopterus albus (swamp eel)
Lineage: Eukaryota; Metazoa; Chordata; Actinopteri; Synbranchiformes; Synbranchidae
Product: trace amine-associated receptor 13c-like
Exons: 4
Biological process (GO): G protein-coupled receptor signaling pathway
Cellular component (GO): membrane
Molecular function (GO): trace-amine receptor activity
Source: RefSeq, a predicted model, not a curated record